Molecule: messenger RNA, 1931 nt
Organism: Ectocarpus sp. CCAP 1310/34
Lineage: Eukaryota; Phaeophyceae; Ectocarpales; Ectocarpaceae
Source: the annotation of a GenBank genome assembly
AUGAUGGUGCACGGUGGGACAUAUGAUGUGCUAGACAACGGCACAACCUAUGACCCGGUAGACGAGGAUGAUUGGCAGGAGGUGAUGGAGGUGAAAGCACGACCACCCGCGGGCAAACAGACCAGAGGCAUUAGGCUGUUCCAAUACUCCUUCAACUCCCAAGAGGCCAAAGAGGGUAGGGAGAAGUGGGGCCGGGUGUGUUAUAACUGCAAAUCAGAGGAGCACUACCUCCGCAACUGCGACCAGCCAUACACAAACGCGUGUGCACAAUUCAACAAAGCAUUUGGAGAAGGCACCUCGAAGGAGGUUGAGGAACGUUGGCGCGACGUGUUGGCAACCCUCCAGAAAAACUAUGAGCGUGCUAGGCGAGUACCCAUCCGGAGCGAAAUCCCGGAGGUGCAGCGAGUACCCAACCGGAGCGAAAUCCCGGAGGUGCAGCGAGCACCCAUCCGGAGCGAAAUCCUGGAGGUGCAGCGAGUACCCAUCCGGAGCGAAAUGCCGGAGGUGCAGCGAGUACCCACCCGGAGCGAAAUCCUUGAGGUGCAGCGAGUAUCCGUCCAGAGCGAUAACCAGAAACAGAGCGGGGGGAGUACCAGAGGGGGUGAUGAGCCACGAGGUUCUCCUCGGUACAGACAGUUGGGCGCGUUUCCCUGUGAGGGAGAUUGUGAUGAAAGGGAGGAUGAGACCACUCUUCGAUUGAAAACCUCCCUACCUCCUACCCAAACACCUACGGUUGACCAGGAUGCUGAGCCGGAGAUGGUAGCGUUCAUCGAGUCACCAGACCAUGAUGGCAGCGAGCAUCGUUUGAUUUUUGAUUCCACGAAAGACGUGCAAUACUUAACAGACCAGAGGCUAUGGGCACGGGUGCCGGCGCAUGAACGUGAAGUGAAUUUUGGGUUGGGGCAUGACGCUUGGACGGCCAAGGACAUUGAUAGCUUAGCGGAUGUAUUAGUGGAGCAUGCAGAUCGGUUUUCGGCGCAUAAGACCGAUCUAGGGCAUUGCACCGCCUUGACGUUUCGCAUUGACCUGAAGGCAGGUACGAGACCGGUAAAGCAGCGCCCGUAUCGGCGGAGUCCAGUAAUAAACCGAAAGAUUAAGAUAGAGAUUGAUCGGUUAGUUAGCCGUGGGAUUUUGCGGAAGUCCACCUCAAAUUGGGCGUCGCCGCUUGUAGCUGUGUUAAAGAAGGAUGGUAGCCUGAGGUUGAUAUGCAACUUUAAACGGUUAAAUGAGGCGACAAUCGUUCCCGUUUCCCCCAUGCCCUUAGUCAGCGAUCUCAUAGCGGCGCUGGGAGGGAGCAAGGUCUUCUCGGUCCUCGACCUGAUGAGCGGGUACUUUCAGGCUGCCAUCGACGAGUCGAGCAUCCCCCUGACGGCCGUCUGCACUUCAUUCGGGUUGUUCGAAUGGACCCGGACUCCACAGGGAUGCUCCGGGAGCCCGGCUAACUUCCAGUCGCUGAUGGCUAAGCCCGGUGUCUUCCGUCGGGAGGUACCCGGGUCUAGGCUUCUGAGGUUGCCGAUGACGAUACUGGGGCCUAGGAAUGAGAUCAGGGGGUGGCAGAGUACCAAGCAGGACCAGCUCGACUACUUGCAGCUGACUAAAGACCGACAGGCUAGGGCCUACCAACUAGUGGUGCAGAGUGAUAGGCUAACGAAGGAGAAGCAUCGAGCCAACAAGGAGCAGCUAGAUAACGCUAUCACCAAGCGACCGAAUUUCUCCGCUGGGGAGUGGCAAGCGCCCCCUUUCUACCUGACCUCGGAAGGUGUUGAGAUAGAGCUCGACACGGAGAGGGCACAGCCGUUGCGAGUAGUGGCCCACAGGAUUAGCCGAGGACCGGGUGGAACCUUAGCAGUACAGUUUGAGAUCGUUUGGAAGGGGCAGAGGAAGACCACUUGGGAAACAGAGCAGAACUUGCAGCAGUACGGGGAUGUAAU